Penicillium samsonianum is the source of this 3317-nucleotide messenger RNA. RefSeq names its product putative eukaryotic translation initiation factor 3 subunit EifCa (gene tif32). Gene Ontology annotation, molecular function: translation initiation factor activity; mRNA binding. Gene Ontology annotation, cellular component: multi-eIF complex; eukaryotic translation initiation factor 3 complex, eIF3e; eukaryotic translation initiation factor 3 complex, eIF3m. The transcript is spliced from 5 exons. Bases 168 to 3317 code for a protein of 1049 amino acids. NCBI's taxonomy places the organism in Eukaryota, Fungi, Ascomycota, Eurotiomycetes, Eurotiales, Aspergillaceae. The record is from RefSeq and is a predicted model, not a curated record. Gene Ontology annotation, biological process: formation of cytoplasmic translation initiation complex; translation reinitiation.
GCACAUUGUGAAUCUUCCCCUCGUUAUCGGGUAUUCGCGUGGCAGCAUCUCUAAUCGCAUUCUUCCCAGCUGCCCGUGUGUGUCGCUGGCUUCACCUAACUUUUUUUUCCAAUUUUUAAUUUCUUAUCAGUCACCUUUGAUCCUUUCCCAAGGGGCAUCCACCCAUCAUGCCGCCCCCUCCGCAUAUUAAGCCUGAGAAUGUCCUCAAGAGGGCCCAGGAACUCAUCGCCGUCGGUCAGGCUCCCGCCGCCUUGACUGUCCUCCACGAACAUGUCACCUCCAAGCGCACACGUAGCAGCCCCAUCGCCUCCCUCGAGCCGGUGAUGCUCCUGUUCGUUGAGCUGUCUGUCGACCUUCGCAAGGGCAAGGCCGCCAAGGAUGGUCUUUACCAGUACAAGAACAUCGCUCAGAACACCAAUGUCGGCACUAUCGAGGAUUUCUUCCAUCUGCAGAUUGUUCUCAAGAAGUUUAUCGAACUCGCCGAGCAGAAGGUCACCGAGGCUCAGGCCAAGGCCGACGAGAUCCAGUCGACCCUCGAGUCCACCGCUCCUUCCUCCAGCGUUGAGGAUUUGGAGGCCAUCGAGACCCCCGAGACCAUCCUACUUGCAACUGUCUCCGGUGAGCAGUCUCGCGACCGUACCGACCGCGCCGUCGUCACCCCUUGGCUCAAGUUCCUGUGGGAGACCUACCGCACCGUCCUCGAGAUCUUGAAGAACAAUGCUCGUCUCGAGAUCAUGUACCAGUCGACUGCCCUGCAGGCCUUCAAGUUCUGCCAGAAGUACGCCCGCAAGACCGAGUUCCGCCGCCUGUGUGAGCUCCUGCGCAACCACGUCCAGAAUGCUGCCAAGUACUCUUCGCAGAUGCACGCCAUCAACCUGAGCGACGCCGACACCCUGCAGCGUCACCUCGACACUCGCUUCCAGCAGUUGAACGUUGCCGUUGAGUUGGAGUUGUGGCAGGAGGCUUUCCGCAGUAUUGAGGAUAUCCACACUCUGUUGAACCUCAGCAAGCGCCCCGCCAAGAACAUUAUGAUGGCCAACUACUACGAGAAGCUCGCCCGCAUUUUCCUUGUUAGCGAGAACUACCUCUUCCACGCCGCCGCUUACAACCGUUACUACAACCUUCUGCGUCUUUCUUCCGUGGCCCUGGCCAGCGGCCAGAGCUCCAAGAAGGAGAACCCCUCGGUCACCGAGCUCGAGAUGACCAAGGCCGCGUCCUUCGUCCUUCUCUCCGCUCUGUCCAUCCCCGUUAUCAGCACUUCCCGCUCCCGCGGCGCCCUGGUCGAUGUGGAUGAGGCUCGCAAGAACAAGAACACCCGUCUCACUAACCUUCUCGGUAUGGCCACCUCGCCCACCCGUACUGUGCUCUUCCGCGAUGCUCUGAACAAGGGCCUGCUCCGCCGUGUGCGCCCCGAGAUCCGCGAGCUGUACAACAUCCUCGAGGUUGACUUCCACCCUCUGUCCAUCUGCAAGAAGAUCACCCCCAUCCUGAAGCAGAUUGGUGCCGACCCCGAGAUGGAGAAGUACGUUGUGCCUUUGCAGCAGGUCAUUCUCACUCGUCUGUUCCAGCAGCUGUCCCAGGUUUACGAGUCCGUUGAGCUCAAGUUCGUCUACGAGCUUGCCCAGUUCCCCGCUCCCUUCCAGAUCACCCCUGCCAUGAUUGAGAAGUUCAUCAUGAACGGUUGCAAGAAGGGUGACCUCGCUAUUCGCGUUGAUCACAUCUCCGGCGUCCUGUCUUUCGACUCCGAUGUCUUCUCUUCCUCUAAGGCUACCCACGCCGGCAGCGGCGCUGGAUCUGCUGAGAGUGAGGCUGGCUCUGUCCAGCGUCUGCAGCACACUCCCGCCGAGAUCGCCCGUUUCCAGGUCGCUCGUCUCGCCAAGACUCUCCACGUCACCUGCAUGUACGUCGAUCCCUCCUACAACCAGGCUCGUCUCCAGGCCAAGCAGACCGCCCAGGCCCGCGCCAUUGCUGGUGUCACCCAGGAGCACGAGGAGACCCUCGCCCGUCGCGUUCUUAUCGAUAAGAAGAAGGAAGCCGCCACCGAUGCUCUGCAGCGCAAGCAGCGCGAGGAGGAGACCCGCAAGCGUGUCCGUGCCCAACAGCUCCAGGAUGCUGAGAAGCAGCGUCUGGCCGAUGAGCAGCGUGACCGUGAGCUCAAGCGUAUUAAGGAUGAGCAGGAUCGCAUUCGCCAGGAGGAGCUCAAGAAGCAGCUCGAGGAGCUCAAGACUGGUGUUAAGGGUAUUGACGUCAGCGAGAUCGACCUUGACGAGCUUGAUGCCAACCGUCUGCGUGCCAUGAAGCUGGCUCAACUUGAGAAGGAGAAGAACGAGCUGAACGACCGUAUCCGUACCACUGCUAAGCGUAUCGACCACUUGGAGCGUGCCUUCCGUCGCGAGGAACUCAAGCACAUUUCUGCCGAUUACGAUGCCCAGAAGCAGCUCGACAAGGAGCUUUAUGAGAAGCAGAUCGCUGAGGAGCAGCGCGAGUCUAAGGAGAAACACACCGAGGCCGUUGCCCUCAAGCACCGUCUCGGUCGUCUGGUUCCCCAGUUCAGCAACUUCCGCAGAGAGGUUUCCGAGAAGCGCCACGAGGAGUUCGAGAAGCGUCGCAAGGCCGCCGAGCGCGAGUUCGAGGCUAAGAAGAACCAGCGUAUCAAGGAGGUCCGAGAGCGCCGCCGCCGCGAGAAGCAGGAGCGCGAGGAAGAGGAGGCUCGUCAGCAAGAGGAGAAGGAGCGUGCCGAGCGCGAGGAGCAGGAACGCAUCGCCCGCGAGGAGGAGCGCCGUCGUGUCUUGGCCGAGGAGAAGGCCAAGCGCGAUGAAGAGCGAUCUAAAAUGGAUGAGGUCGCUAUCAAGCAGCAACAACGCGAAGCCGAAGCCGAAGCUCGCCGUGCAGCCCGCAAGGGUGGAUUUGAAGAGCCAGUCGAACGAACCGCGCCCCGUCUCAAUGUCGCCCCACGUACCGGAGUCCCCUCCACCUGGAGAGAACGUCAAGCCGCCAAGGAAGCCGGUGGUGUCCCCGACGAGCCCACUCGUGAGCCCACUCGUGAGCCCGUCCAGCCCGCCCCUCUCCGCAAGGGUGGCUACGUUCCUCCUCACCUGCGCACCGGUGCCGGUGCCCCCAGCGCUGGAUCCGCACCCCCCCCCCCUGCUCCCCGCGAGCCCCGUGAAUCCCGCGAUACUCUGCCCCGUGAGGCCCCCACCGAGCGCUGGGCGCCCCGUCAACCCCGCGAAUCUUCUUCUCAGUCUCCUGCUCCCGCUUCGGAAUCCAAGCCCGCCGCCGGUGGCAAGUGGGUCCCUAAAUGGAAGCAGCAGCAGUAA